This is a messenger RNA of Haplochromis burtoni (Burton's mouthbrooder), 2627 nucleotides long. It is a transcript of the gene slc35d1a, whose product is annotated as solute carrier family 35 member D1a. The transcript is spliced from 12 exons. Gene Ontology annotation, molecular function: antiporter activity; GDP-fucose transmembrane transporter activity. The record is from RefSeq and is a predicted model, not a curated record. Lineage: Eukaryota; Metazoa; Chordata; Actinopteri; Cichliformes; Cichlidae. Bases 358 to 1329 code for a protein of 323 amino acids. Gene Ontology annotation, cellular component: Golgi apparatus.
UCAGAUGGGUUUGUGAAAGCUGGGGGGAUAAUAAAGCUGCAGGAAAGAUCAAAUAUCCGUCCAAUUCUUGCUUUAAGUUUAAUGCUCCAUGUCAAAAGAAAGUAGAAUGCAAAAAAUAAGCUAAGCCUGGCUGGUGAUUUCAUUCGCAGUGCUAGCUUUGUACAAACAAACAAAAAAAAAAACUCGUUCAUUUCAUGGUUAAAUUUCGUGGUUAAAUUUGUUGCGCGUAAUGUGAUGCUCAGACUUGGGGCGGAAGUUGUGAAACGUGUGUGUGUGUGUAGGUGGGUGAGCCUACAGUGAAGAAGUGAUGGGCAGGGGAAGAGCCGACUCUCAGAGAGGAAUGAGAACUUGUCGGGGAUGGCGGACAAACCUCCGACGCUGGUCGUGAAGCUGUUUGCCGCCGGGUUUUACGGUCUCAGCUCGUUCCUGAUCGUCGUGGUGAACAAGAGUGUCCUCACUAACUACAGGUUCCCGUCGUCGAUAUGUGUCGGAAUAGGACAAAUGUUAGCCACGGUGAUUGUGCUGUGGGUGGGCAAGGCUGCAAGGGUGAUCAGCUUCCCAGACUGCGAUGAGACCAUACCUCGCAAGACAUUUCCUCUACCUCUCCUGUAUGUGGGAAAUCAAAUCACUGGUUUAUUUGGAACCAAAAGGCUAAAUCUGCCCAUGUUUACAGUCCUCAGGAGGUUCUCGAUCUUAUUCACUAUGCUGGCCGAGGGAUUUCUGCUCAAGAAGAAAUUCUCCAGACCAGUUCAGCUGACAGUGUUUACAAUGAUCCUUGGGGCAUUUAUAGCCGCGAGUGCUGACUUAUCAUUUGACCUGCAAGGCUACAUGUUCAUUCUCCUGAACGACAUCCUGACUGCAGCCAACGGAGCCUAUGUAAAGCAAAAAUUAGACGCAAAGGAGUUGGGGAAAUAUGGAUUAUUGUACUACAAUGCAUUAUUUAUGAUAAUUCCCACUCUGCUGUUGGCUCAUGUGACUGGAGAUAUGCAGAAGGCAGUGGAAUAUGAGGGCUGGUCGGAUGCAUUGUUCCUCACCCAGUUCACCCUGUCGUGUGUCAUGGGGUUUAUUCUGAUGUAUUCUACUGUGCUGUGUACACAGUACAACUCAGCAUUAACAACUACUAUCGUGGGUUGUAUUAAGAAUGUCCUGGUGACAUACAUUGGAAUGGUACUCAGUGGAGACUACAUUUUCUCAUGGACUAACUUCUUAGGUUUGAACAUAAGUAUUGCUGGCAGCCUGGUGUACUCGUACAUCACUCUUACAGAGGAACAGUCCAGCAAAGCAAAUGAAAACACCAAGCUGGAUAUCAAGGGCAAGGUGGUUGUAUGACAGACACUGGAUUGUUUUUUUGUUUUUUUUAUUCUUAUGCUGAUGAACGAAAAAAAACUCUAUUUUUUAGUAAAAGUGUAAUUUAUGGAGUAUUUUGGCAGUAAAGGCAUGGGAUUGGUGGGAACAGUGUUUCAGACACUUCCGCAGUGUGUUUUUGUGGAAAUGGAGCAGUACCAUUGCCAUGCCUCUCUGCUGCUACCAUGGUGACGAAACCCUCCCAAGUGUUUGUAGGUUGAUUUUUAGAUAAGCUUCUUUGUUGUCGUUUUUUUUAUGUUGUAUUUUGAUACUGUUCUUGUGAGCUUUGAGAAUAAGGGAACAUUGGGUGAAAAAUAUUUAUACAAACAUUUGAUAUUUAGACAGAACAUUUAAAGUUAAAUGUUGAGAUUAUGGAACACAGGCGCGAUCAGCUGGUUUUACAUAUUGGUGUGUACUUAUGAGUCAAUGGGAAUAUUAAGGAAGUUAUUUAAAAAGGCACAAUCCUUGUUCUUGCCUUUCAGUUUUGCUGUUUACAAGGAAUGUAACUAUAGAUGCCUUUCUGAGCACAGUGAGAUGCACUGACACUGUCAUUUUCCGUUUAACUCUUUGUCUCCAUACUUUAUUUUGUUUUUUGCGCAAACACUGUCACACGCUUGUUAAAGACACACGUAACGACACUGACCGGACCUCAUCCUUCAAAACAACCAAAGCGGAUGGGCAGCAGGCCAUCAGUUCUCAUCAAGGAUUGUGGCUUUAAAUAGUAUCGCCUUCUUUUUUGGGGUGAUAAUUUGAGAUGACAGUUUACAUUUUGCUCCUUCAGUAUUAGAGAAAGUUUGUUGUGGACUCUUAAAGCUGUAACUGGUUCUCUCUAUGCAGAAUUAACAAACAGUAUAUAUGGUUUGUUAUUUGUACAAGGGGAUCAUUCGUUUGUGUUUUUUGACAAAAUGUGAUCGCACUUUUAACUGAGGUAGCAUCUGCAGAAGAGUGACUAACAGCCACGCCUCCUGUUACAGUCAUUGAGAUUAAUGUAUGUUCCUGAAAUUUGUUUCAGGGUUUUUAUUGUUGUUGUUUUUUUAAGUACUAUGAGAGGAACUCUUUUUUUCCCCUUCUUUUUUCAAUUAUCAGGUACAAGUGUCUGCUUUUAAAAAAACAAAACAAAACAUAAAUAUCAUCAGUUUAUAUUUAUUACUUUUUUUUAGACUUAUUAAUUUGUAGGUGGAGUGGCUAGUGAAUUGUUGAUGCUGAUCACAUCUCAAACACAGUACCCAUGAUCUUGUAGCUGGAACACAAUGUAUUUUUUACAUUAAAAACUCUUGACUUAA